ACCGCCCCCCUCCCAAAAAGUCAUUCAUUCUCACACAGACACACACACACAACAGCCAUGGCCGUUUCUCUGCUCUCGAUUCCUCCAAAACCCCCUUUUUCUCAUUAAUUCAAAUCACCGGAACCCUAAUUUUGAGAUGGUGCUUGUAACCGGAGAUAGAUACUUAGAUUCACUUGUAAAAUUCGUCGAAAACAAUGUGGAAUCAUUGAUCGAAGGGACUUUGGUGCUUAAAUUGAAUCCAAUUGGGCUUCAUUACGUGCACUCUAGGCUCGAAGCCUUAUUGGAGCUUGAGAGUCUUCUUUCAGGAGCCCCUGUAGAUUAUUUGCGUGCUUACGUGUCCGAUUUAGGUGACCACCGUGCGCUCGAGAAGCUUCGCCGGAUUCUUCGCCUUCUUACAUCGCUUAAGGUUGUCUCUGUGCUGCCGCCUCCUGCCCGGGACCCGACGCCGUUGUCUCUUUUGCCGUUUGGUAGACUUAAAGUUUUGGAACUUAGAGGAUGUGAUCUGUCAACUUCUGCGGCUAGAGGACUAUUGGAAUUAAGGCACACUUUAGAGAAAUUAAUAUGUCAUAAUUCAACUGAUGCUCUUAGGCAUAUAUUUGCUAGUAGAAUUGCUGAUAUAAAGAAUUCUCCACACUGGAAUAAGCUGUCAUUUAUUUCAUGUGCUCGUAAUGGCUUGGUACUGAUGGAUGAGUCAUUGCAACUUCUUCCUGCUGUUGAAACUCUUGAUUUGAGCAGAAAUAAGUUUGCCAAAGUGGAUAAUCUGCGCAAAUGCACCAAGUUGAAGCAUCUGGAUCUGGGGUUUAAUCACCUGAGAAAUGUUGCAUCCUUUAUUGAGGUCUCAUGUCACAUUGUUAAGCUUGUGUUGAGGAACAAUGCUCUAACAACAUUGCGUGGAAUUGAAAAUUUGAAGUCACUUCAAGGGCUUGAUAUUUCAUACAAUAUAAUCUCCAAUUUCUUAGAGAUGGAAAUUCUUGAUGGCCUGUCAUCUCUUCAAAGCUUGUGGCUAGAGGGGAAUCCUCUGUGCUAUGCUCGUUGGUAUAGAGCUCAAGUGUUCAGUUUCUUUUCAAAUCCAGAGAAGAUGGAGCUAGAUGAAAAGAAAAUCUGUACAAGUGAGUUAUGGCAGCGGCAAAUUAUCAUUGCCAGCAGGCAAAAGCGGCCUGCUAGCUUUGGAUUUUAUUCACCGGCAAGAGAUGGGGCCAAAAUAGAAGGAAGUAUUAAUACAAAAAGGAAGAAGCUCUCACGUGUUGCUAGUAUCGAGACGGAAGAACAGAAUACUUCUAUUUGUUCUGAUAUAGAAUCUGUGUCUCUUGAUAUCGACAACCAAAGCAAGGAGGAGAAUGCCCUUUCUGAUGAGGAAGCUGAAAUAGUUGAGUUGAUGAACCGUAUCGAGAAAAUGAAGAAGGAAAGAUCUGAUGUAUGGCUGCAGGAGUUCAAAGAUUGGAUAAAUGACUCUUCUGACAAUUUUGUUGGUCUUGCUAGAGGCAAAGAGACUGUUUCCAGUAACCACAGAGAUGACGAACUUAAGACACAGACUAGAGAAAAACAGCUCGGAGAGACCUCAAAAUAUUUAUCCGACUCUAUGCUGGCUUCUAGAGAUGACAGCAGCACAAAUAUACUAGAAUCUGACAACUCAUUUGCAGAGAUGUCUGCUAAUAUCAAUAUGCUUCAGUACCCCAACCAAAUUGGUGAAGCAGCUUCCAAAAUCUUCCGCAAUAACACAGGAGAGUCCGUUGAGAUUACUAGAAGCCGAAUUCAGGAUAGUUUUAGACCUAUAAAUAAUGAAGUGCUUCUACAUCCAACUACGAUGCUCCCACAAUCUGGAUCCUUCUCAAUUCAAAGACGUGUUAAAAUGAGUGCCAAGAUCAAUAUUCCACCACUUACUGAUACUGAUAAUAUUUUGGAUUCUCAAUCAUCCUUGGCUAGCACAGGAUCACCUCCUCAUUACAAGGAGGAUAUCCUGCAUCGACGCCAAAACUUGGAAGAAGAAUUCCUGCAGCUGUCUGCUGAGUCCUUCUCAGUUGCAUCUUCUGAUAGUGAUACGAGCUGCAGUGAUGAUGACUACCCUGAAUUGACCUCAAUGUCCCUGGUUGAUCAAUCUCCUAUCAACAACUUCUCAGAGAGGACUGUGGAUAGCCGCUCACCAGUUCAUCUGCAUAUGGAUGUAUCCCAUGAAAAAUUGUAUCCAAUAAGAAUAAAUUGUAGACUCCCAACAAGUUUAGGCGUUGAAGGAAACUCUAACUGCAUGGUGGUCAGAGCAUCAGAUGCUUCCUCCUCGCAAGGGCAUUUUUCUACCGACAGACAAGGUGUUGAAAGUGAACUAGUUAUGACGCAGGACGUCAAUUGGUUGGAGAAGAAAAAGCGUCGGAGGAAACCUGCUAGGAGAAUAAUCUCAUUGUGCGAGGAAAAUGAAGAUGAUGAGACAGCAGAAGCCAAAAAAUCAGAUGUAGAUAUAAAUGGUUUUCGAGAAGGUGUGGGGAUUGAAGCACAGUUUACUUCAGAGAGAGCUUCCUGCCAAAGUGCGAUGAGAAUAACCCUUGAUAGUUGUGGCAGGCAAAUUCAUGCCAAGAGCAACCCAUCAUUAUGGGCGCCGGAAAAUCUAAUUAAGAAUUAUUUUAGCAAAAAGGCUGCAGAAUCUGGAGUUGAUGAAUCUUGUCAGAGAUACAUUAUAUGCAACUGUUUUCUAGAGGAAAGAUCUCAGUGCAUUGAAAGUGAAGUUGCUGUCACCUUGAGCAGCGAGCAUAAGUUACAUGUGCUACUCCUUGAAAACUCAUGUGAUGGGUCAGAAGGUUCAAGCUUUAAAUUAGUUGGUUGUCAUGGUGUUGAACAGAAGAGAAAGAUUUUUGUAGGUUUGGGACUCCACAUUAUAAGACUGUGCUUCGAAUGUGAAACAACCUACAUCUUUGUGACCAGAAGCAUAGACAUUUCCAGAGAACUUUUAUCUAUAUUGGUGUCUGCUGAUUCACGUAUGGUGGAAAAUAAUUUUUCUCUGCAAAGUUUGGAGCAGGUUCAGGCUGAUCUGUUUGAAAGGCAUGUUUGUGGAGGUUUAAAGAUGAGCAUCCUUCAGUAUGCAAUGGUGAUGUUCUGGUGCAACAGUUCUAAAGAGGAUCCAUGGCUGGGGAGAUCACUAUUUGUGCUUGAAAGGCAUUUGCUUCUGUGCAUGGAAGACGUAACCCUAAUUGGGUCCCUUUCGGAGAGUGUAUCUUGCUCUUCCUACUUCUCGUUGGACUCUUGUUGUCCCAUUGUCGGCGUGUCUGAAGUGGUAAUUGAAAUGACAGACUGCUAUUGUGUGACCCUGACUUUGGGAGGUGUCAUGUCAGAGUUCCCUCUUACAUUGAAGGAGGGCAAGGUAGUCGAGGAUACGAAGCUCGUAAAGAGAAAACCUGUCUUGGGUCCCCAGAAAUGGAAGCUCAAGUGGUUUUCAGAAGAAAGUCUCUUCAACUUUUUGGCUUUAUUGAAAGCAUUACAUGGUGAAGCAACCACAAAUCCCCUUGUAUAUCGCCAUUCGACGAAGUAGAAUCUGUUUUUCUUUUUUCGGGCUUCUGUUUGAUAUUCAUUUCAUUCUUUGGGUCUGGUCUACUCUUCCCGUUCCCCCUGUCAGUGUUAUCUUUGCUUUCCUUAUUUUUCUUUUUUCCAGUGGAUGUGUUUCCCAUAGGUCUUCCAUUCUUUGAUUUAUUGUGUAGGCAGUGAAAUUUGUGUAUAAAGUGUACGGAAAGAAUCAGUGUAUGAAUGUCAAUUUGCUUUGGUUGUUUAGUUCA
Nicotiana tabacum (common tobacco) is the source of this 3755-nucleotide messenger RNA. RefSeq lists its product as uncharacterized. Gene Ontology annotation, cellular component: cytoplasm. NCBI's taxonomy places the organism in Eukaryota, Viridiplantae, Streptophyta, Magnoliopsida, Solanales, Solanaceae. The record is from RefSeq and is a predicted model, not a curated record. Gene Ontology annotation, molecular function: protein binding.